Molecule: messenger RNA, 1152 nt
Organism: Cynocephalus volans (Philippine flying lemur)
Lineage: Eukaryota; Metazoa; Chordata; Mammalia; Dermoptera; Cynocephalidae
Gene: HILPDA
Product: hypoxia inducible lipid droplet associated
Exons: 2
Coding region: 227-421 (64 amino acids)
Biological process (GO): positive regulation of cell population proliferation; autocrine signaling; positive regulation of cytokine production
Cellular component (GO): lipid droplet
Source: RefSeq, a predicted model, not a curated record
GCUACAAGCUGCGCGGCCUCCUGCGGGGCGAGCCGUGGUCGUCCUAGAGCUUUGCGCGUUGAGGUCUGGCGCUGCUCGUUGUCCGACUUUCCUUCCGACUCCUGCACGACGUGCUGCCACAGCCAGCGGGCCACUCCUUGCUCUUCUCCCUCGAGGAUCCAGAGGCCCUCCAGAAGAAGCAGAAGGCAGCUCUACUGCUCUGCAGAGGAGUGGGAUCCUUUCAGCCAUGAAGCAUAUGUUGAACCUCUACUUCUUAGGUGUGGUGCUGACCCUGCUCUCCAUCUUCGUUAGACUGAUGGAGUCACUGGAGGGCUUACUGGAGAGCCCAUCGCCUGGGAGCAUCUGGACCACCAGAAAUCAACUACCCAACACAGAGCCCCCCAAGGGCCUUCCAGACCACCCAUCCAGAGGAGUGCAAUAAGACCUCCUUCCACUCUGGCCAUACCUUGGAACACUGACCUAAGCACGUCCAUCCAGGUGUCCCAUUUCCGAGCAGGCAAGCUCAGAACAUCAGUGUUAACCAGAGAACUAACUGUUACUAGGCCUUGAAGGGUCUGGCUGACUAAAUGCUCUUUGCCCUGUAAAAAAGAGCCUGUUUAAUACACAACCGUGGGUGGGUUGCCUGUGGCUUGGAAUGGAGUGAUCUCACUCUUCUCCCUAGGGUCUACUAUAUGCUUUGCUGUCCUCGGCAGUGUGGGUCUGACAUCUCUCAGGUGGGGACUUGUGCUGCAAUUUCAGCUGUUGGGAGAUGGUGAUGUUUUCAGCCCUCCUUCCUAAACAUCUGCCAAGUGUUCUUUUGAACUUGGGUGUCUUAUGGUCAGUUUAUUUGGUGGUGAUGUUUUCAGCCCUCCUUCCUAAACAUCUGCCAAGUGUUCUUUUGAACUUGGGUGUCUUAUGGUCAGUUUAUUUGGUGUUCAGCCUCUCUUCUGUGAGAGCUCCUGUGUUUGGAUAACAAUUGAAGAGGUGGUGGGUUGGCUGUAGUGGGGGAAAGAUGGAGUAUUCAGUGUCCAGUUCUCAUUGUUUUAUAUUUUUAAGUCCUUCCUGUAACGUAGUGUGGAUGUGUGUGUAUAUUGGUCUGAAGGGUGGUGGGAUGAUAAAGCUUGCUCAGGACAUGGGCAUUAUGGCCACCAUGUGGCUUAAAUGAACUUUUCU